UGCAUUUGGCAGCGAGGGCUGAAUUUUCCCAAUGUCGGGCUACCUUUGCACUGGUGGCACGCACGAUCUUAUAUUGAAAGCUUUCAUGGUGCAGUCGCAUUCACUUCCAUUGGUUCUACUCUGAUCAUGUCCACGUCAGCCCUUUUCGCUGCAAGAAAACGAGCUGAAAACGCUUUAAAGAAUUUUCAGUUAUCAACACAGCCCGAUCCCACUGAAUCCACUGAUCCGUCACAGAAGAAAAAUGCUACAUUGCUGCUAUCUUUGCUUCAAUCGCGUCUUAAUUGGGCCAACUCGGUGUUUGUUAAGUAUCGAGCUGACAAUGUUCAACAGCCCCGACGAACCAACAACAGUCGAAAAAAGUGGCCCAACAUGCGCUUUUUAGGCACCUGCACCUUGCAGUUGGGGCCUCAUCGAUUUUCAGACGUGCAAUUUUUUGAAGCUAUACGCAAAGAGUCAUGGUUGGAUCUCGCCAAAGCCGCCGAUCUGUUGCCCAAACAGGCCAGUGUUCCUGAAAACGGCAAACCCUCAUCCGCGACCACCGAUCCUCCAUCAGCAGACACGGAAAAGCCUUCGGAAAAGCCUUCGGAAAAUCCAACAGCAGCAACGUCAGCAACAGCAGCGACGACAGAAGCAAUGCAGACAGAUGCUGAUGGAAAAAAAGAAGAAAGCAGCGCGUCGGACGCGAGCAAAUCCUCAGAGACAGCUGCAUCGUCAGAACUGCAAGAGUCAUCCACUAACGGCACGUUGAAGACGUUGCCGGACGGGGCUGCGGAAUUGACAUUCUCUGAUGUGGUGAUGGAAUUUAAAGAGACGACCAAUGAACGGUUUCUGUUUCCAAAGGAUAUGAUUCUUGAAUUAACCUCCAUGGAAGCUCCUUUUGAGCUCCUGGCUUCCUUUCUUUUGCCCCUGGACCCUGCGCCCGCCACCUAUUUCGAAUUGGAUGCCAAGGAAAAAAUUGCUCGAUGGGGCAGUCGAUCCAACCUUGAACUUAUCAAAGAACAUGCAGCUACUGCAGCAAUACCACCGCUGAAAUCCGAAUCCAUGGAUCUUGAAACAACCGAUUCUUACGCUGCCAACAUUCGCAUGAUUGGUGUGAACGGGGAAAUUCUUAAAGCCCUAGUGGCAAAUGUCACCAACCCCGAUAUUGUACGGCAGCAGAUGAUGAGCAAGAUGGAAAAAUUGCCUGUUCGAUCCUAUUUGAAUUAUGCAACCCAGGACGAAGAGACGGACCGUAACAUUGAUGAGAUGCUUCACAAAAUAUAUACCGCCCCAGAGAUCAUCUCUGGUCCUGUGCUGGCAGAAAAGAAGCGAAAUGAGAUUCUGAAUGCCGUCAAUCUUGGCAAAAGGCCGCGUCCAGAGGAAGGCGUAAACGAAGUGGUUCCGAAAGCCAAACAUACCCAUGUGAAAGAUGACGGAUUACGCAAAUGUGUUUAUUGCAGUACAAAGCAUACGGCCAUGUGGCGUCCUGGACCGGCCGGCCACGGAACGCUGUGCAAUGGCUGUGGCCUUUUAUGGAGACAAGGCAAGAUUUUAAAGGGUGCUCCAGUGAUAAGCAUCGAAGAAGAAAAACGACUGGCCAAAGAACGACGCGAGCAACAAAGGAAGCUCCAGGAAGAGCAAGAAAAAGAACGAUUGGAGCAGGAAAAGCAGCGAUUAAAGAAGAAGGCCGAAGCCAAGAAUCAGCAAGCUGGCCACGGCGAAAAAGCAUCGCUCAAAGUAGGCAAUGGUGUCAAAGCCAACAUUGGAUAUUUCGCGGCUCAACUUUUGCAUCAACAGCAUCAACAACAGCAAACAGCUACACAGUCUACAUCGUCGGCACCUACUGCCUCACCCUCAUCCCAAGUUUCUCCCAUUGCGGCAGCAUCCUCGCCGUCUACUUCUGCUCCAUCUCCCAUACCCACGCAAAAGUCUUUGGUCAAGACAAAAGCUGAUACGGCUAGCGCACCUGUGCCUAAAACCAUCGCUACCAAAGCCACGACACCAUCAUCAACAGCAACAGCAACAGCAGCAUCUAACGCCGCACCACCAUCGGCUUCCUCCACCUCCACCUCCGCCUCUCCAUCCGCUUCUACCGCCCAACCCUCUGCUGCUUCAACUGCACCUGCCCCUGCAUUAUCGUUGUAUAACACGGCAGGGAUUCCGUUGCCGACCUUGUCCAUCGACUUUGGCGGUUUGGCCUACUUUGCUCAUCCAAAUUGCGGAGUGACCCUCGUUGACGGCCAUUUUUCCAUUCGAUUAUCAAAAGAAGGACUGGCCCCGAUUGUGCUGGACGUGGAUAAACGCGAAUUACAGAAUGCUGGAUUUAUGGUCACGACAGAAGAUCAGAUCGGACGUGAAGUGUUAAUCAUGACAUGUUCACCGAGCGUGGGGGAAACCGCGCGUCGGUUCGAUAUCAAUCUUAUUCCUUCCCAUUCCACUUACACCAUCACGAUUCGUUUUUUGGAGAAACUGGAUCCGAGCGGCGGAGCGGUAGUCAAACGGAUUUUAGAACGCUGGCUCAGUACAUACAUGUUACAACCACCAAACCAACCACCAACGACCCAAACAUCAUCAUCAUCAUCACCCUCAUGAAAAAAUAACGAGAUAAACGAUGUGCAUCUACUAUUUUUUCUAAAUAUGACAGCAUAGCUAAAUGAGAGUACAAAAUGAGACGAGAAAAUGAACAAAAACAAAUUUCAGUGGUGAUGGACAGCCUAGUCGGUGGACUCUUUGUUUUCGGCCGCGGGGGUUUCCUCAGAUUUGGGCUUCUUUUCGUUGGGUUCAGCCAAACCUUGAUCGUUUUCACGUGCUCUCUUUUGUGUCGAGUUGGCGGAAACGUCUUGGUACCAUGCGUUGAAGGCCUUCUUCUUAA
This is a messenger RNA of Radiomyces spectabilis, 2851 nucleotides long. RefSeq lists its product as uncharacterized. Gene Ontology annotation, molecular function: zinc ion binding; sequence-specific DNA binding. Bases 127 to 2571 code for a protein of 814 amino acids. NCBI's taxonomy places the organism in Eukaryota, Fungi, Mucoromycota, Mucoromycetes, Mucorales, Radiomycetaceae. Gene Ontology annotation, biological process: regulation of DNA-templated transcription. The transcript has 6 exons. The record is from RefSeq and is a predicted model, not a curated record.